CAAUUCAGUCAAUGGAGAGCGGUGGUCAAAGCAUGUGGUACUCGUCGGCGCGUUAAUGUACAAAGUGGUAGCAAUGUCGGAUGCCGAGUCGGAAUCGGAAUAUACGGAUCAUUCCAAAAGCCCUAUAUUGGGAAGGACACUAAAACCCGCCAAGCGCAGGGUCAGAGUGCGUAAGCGUGGAAGUAGAAAGAAUAAAUUUCAGGGCACAAAUCGACGAAGAAAGUAUAUAUGCCUUGUCAUAGCAGCACUGGUGACCAUCGCCUUAUUGGCAGUAUUUAUAUCGAUCAGUGAUAACAACAACACUAACAAUUAUAGAACAAGUGUACGUGAGGAAGCAGCAGGAAGCACUGCUUCUCCUAGGAGGAGGUCAAAAUCGAUAGCAGUUCUAAAUUUUCAAAGAGACGAAGUGCCUUCGUUCAUUAAUUUAUGGAACAAUUGUUCCGUUACAUUAUGGGACGCCGCUCAAUUUGAAGACUUUCGAAGCUAUGACGCUAUCGUUAUAAAUUCAACUCUUGAUGAUAUAUUAAGCGGUCGGGAACUUAUCAACGUGAACCCAAACGAUUCGCUUAUCAUUUUCGGUUCAGACAAACCGUUACAAUACAGUAAUAGCCGUAAUAUAUCGUUGGCGAAUUCCCAUUUGCGUAUUUACGAUAAAAUAUUUUCAUACUCCUUGAAGUCCGAUUUCAUUUAUCAACCAUUUAAAAUAGUGCGAAUGAAUGAUUCGAAGAUUAUGUCACCCAAUUUGCAACCAGAAUGGGAUGCGCCGCAAGCGAACUUCACAUCGCAAAGCCUCAGAAAUUUUAGAUAUGAAAGUGUUUUGGACUCAUCCCCAUUGGCAUUGACCAUAUUGAAUGGACCCUGUCAUGUCGCGCGUAAGGAAUUGAUCGAGCGUAUAACCCAAAAUAUGGACGUGCACACUUAUGGCGAAUGCGGCGAAUAUAGCUGUGGCGAAGAUCUCUGCAAAUAUAUACCACGUAGUCGAGGGAAUAAAACGUAUAAGUUUUUCUUGGCCUUCGAAGAGGAACUGUGCGAGGACUACGUUGGCGAGUGCUUCUUCAGAGCCUUGGACCUCAGCUUGUUGCCAGUAGUCUUCGGUGGUGCUAAUUACACGCGUUUUGCGCCCCCGAACUCUUACAUAAAUGCUCGCGAUUAUGCGAGCAUACGCGAACUAACUGAAUACUUGCUCUACUUGGACCAGAAUCCCGAGGAACACAUAAAAUAUUUCACAUGGCAGGAGAAGUAUUACCUCCAAGAGAAUCGUUAUGACUUGUGGGAUAUCUGCAAAUAUUUGAUAAAUGCUGAUAAAGUCAAACUAGAACUUAACGCAUUGACGGCAACAAAUACAACAAUUGCGAGUUGGUUAAAUGAGAAUAUGUGUCGACCAUAUGAAUUGCCCGAAACGUGGACUUCGUGAGACUUUGAUUCCAGUUGUGAGGGCGUCGAAGCAAAUUGAAAAAGGCAUUAACCACAUGCAUAUAUAUAUAUAUAUAUAUAUAUAUACAUAUGUUAAGUUAUAGCAAGGUACAUGUGUAAAUAAGAUUAAUUAGUAGCAACGAGCAAUUGAAUGGACUGUUUUCGCCUUUUCGCCCGUGUUGGUCGCGAUAAGAUUGUGCGGCUGAUAUAGCCCCCUAAUAUUUGUAUGUAAUAUUAGAGUGUUUGUGUUAUAUGAUUAAUGUGAUACAAUUUUAUUUUAUUUAUCUACAGUAUUUAUUGAACUUAGAUAAUAUUUCUUACUAUUUUUUUUAAUAAAUUGUGUCUAUGCAACUAAAUUAAUGACUCAG
Bactrocera neohumeralis is the source of this 1781-nucleotide messenger RNA. RefSeq lists its product as uncharacterized. Gene Ontology annotation, molecular function: alpha-(1->3)-fucosyltransferase activity. Gene Ontology annotation, cellular component: membrane. The record is from RefSeq and is a predicted model, not a curated record. The transcript is spliced from 2 exons. The coding region runs from base 56 to 1414 and encodes 452 amino acids. NCBI's taxonomy places the organism in Eukaryota, Metazoa, Arthropoda, Insecta, Diptera, Tephritidae.